AUGACUGAGCAAAGUGGUAGACAAACUCCUAAUGCAAGGCGGAGGCCGAGGGGGAUAGCCGUGAGCGCUUGGAAGGACAGUCUGUCAGGGCAACGACUGAUCGGGGACGAACACACUCUCAGUGUGAUGCUGCCGGCAUCUGACGAGCACUCUGGAACUUUAUGUCCGGUUUUUCAUCCCUGCACCGUCAUCCUCUGCGGGUCCAAGCUCACGUUUCGAAACAAACGCCCUCUCACAGAGAGGCUUCACUCCAGAACCCAACUCACACAUACCAUCCGCUAUCUCGAGUCAGGGCUGACGCGUUGGUCCACGGGAGAGCGAGGCGGAGCCGCGCUGCGGGAGCAUGCGUGCUGCGGCGCUUGCCGCUGGAGUGCGCAUGCGGAUGACUCGCGCAGGCUCGGCAGUUGCAGCCGUCCGUCCAGCCCCUUCUUUUCCCUGCCACGUACGGGCGGCGGUGGCCCUACCUGGGGUCCGAUUCUGUCGGGGCGGGGGGUGUCCACCAGCGGGACCGCGGAGAAGCCAGAUGUGUGGCGGCUUAUCCUUACUCAGUUCUCAAGUGAGGUGGAAAAUCUGCCCAAUAAUCCAGCAUCAGUAAGACAGACAAGGUCUGCAGGUGAUAAGGAAUUCACCAUGAAUGGGCAGCUGGAUUUAAGUGGGAAGCUGAUCAUCAAAGCUCAGCUUGGGGAAGAUAUUAGGAGAAUUCCUAUUCAUAAUGAAGAUAUCACCUAUGAUGAAUUGGUGCUAAUGAUGCAGAGAGUUUUUAGAGGAAAACUUCUGAGCAAUGACGAAGUCACAAUAAAAUACAAAGAUGAAG
Molecule: messenger RNA, 814 nt
Organism: Melopsittacus undulatus (budgerigar)
Lineage: Eukaryota; Metazoa; Chordata; Aves; Psittaciformes; Psittaculidae
Exons: 5
Biological process (GO): endoplasmic reticulum to Golgi vesicle-mediated transport; COPII vesicle coat assembly
Cellular component (GO): endoplasmic reticulum exit site
Molecular function (GO): identical protein binding
Source: RefSeq, a predicted model, not a curated record